Molecule: messenger RNA, 492 nt
Organism: Botrytis sinoallii
Lineage: Eukaryota; Fungi; Ascomycota; Leotiomycetes; Helotiales; Sclerotiniaceae
Exons: 2
Coding region: 1-492 (163 amino acids)
Source: RefSeq, a predicted model, not a curated record
AUGGCCUCACCCCGCGUUCUGAUUUUUGGUGGAGAUGGUGGCAUUGGCCGACUGAUUGCUGAGUCGAUGCUUAUGAAACCCUGGCACGUUACCAGUGUCAUCAGAGAUCAGAGACAAGAAGCAGAAGUUCUUCAAGGCGCAAAAGCCGAUGUCCUCGUUGUUGAUCUUGCACGUAUGAAGGACGAAAACACCAAUAGGAUCCUCAAGGAACUCAAGGCUAACUAUAUUGUGUUCGCGGCAGGUAAGGAAUGUUAUGAUUAUUCUACGAAUAGUUUUGCUAAGCUGCUUUACUAUUUACCAGGGAAUAUGAGUAAUGUUAACGUGGUCGGUCGGAAUGCGGUGAAGAAAACCGUCAAGGCAUUUGUUAGCUGUCCCGAGGGUACAAAAUUUCUCAUGAUAUCAUUUCUGCCCCGCGCCGAAAGCAGGCGCCUUGGUGGGACAGCACAGAUUACCAAAGCUUUCUCGACGAGACAAGAGCAUAUCCAGAGAUAG